UAUGCACCUAAUGCUAUGAAUUCUCUGCUAUCAGCUGGACAUUUUGAUGACAUUGGUGGCAAGAUCAGCUUCUCAGCAGCCAAGUGUGAGCUCAGGGAUGUGAAAGGCAUUCUAGUUGGCACUGGACAGAAGACAAAUCAUCUCUACCUGCUGAAUGCCAAAGCAGAGCUAGUACAGUCAUCAGGAGACCAAACUCAUCAAGCAGCAGAGCAUUGA
Messenger RNA from Dacryopinax primogenitus, 216 nucleotides. RefSeq lists its product as uncharacterized. NCBI's taxonomy places the organism in Eukaryota, Fungi, Basidiomycota, Dacrymycetes, Dacrymycetales, Dacrymycetaceae. The transcript has a single exon. The annotation marks the transcript as partial. The record is from RefSeq and is a predicted model, not a curated record.